Messenger RNA from Tachysurus vachellii, 644 nucleotides. It is a transcript of the gene rps11, whose product is annotated as ribosomal protein S11. Gene Ontology annotation, cellular component: ribosome; cytosolic small ribosomal subunit. The record is from RefSeq and is a predicted model, not a curated record. The transcript is spliced from 5 exons. Gene Ontology annotation, molecular function: structural constituent of ribosome. Gene Ontology annotation, biological process: translation. The coding region runs from base 93 to 572 and encodes 159 amino acids. Lineage: Eukaryota; Metazoa; Chordata; Actinopteri; Siluriformes; Bagridae.
CCUAUAGAGAUUUCUCAACGUCAUUUCCGGUUGUAUCGCUCUUCCGUCUGUCUCGCGCAUGUGUAGUUCUCUUUACGACUCGGCUGGCGAAGAUGGCGGAUACCCAGAAUGAAAGGUCUUAUCAGAAGCAGCCCACCAUCUUCCAGAACAAAAAGCGAGUGUUGGUCGGUGAUGCGGGUGCAAAAGAGAAGCUCCCACGUUACCACAGAAAUGUUGGCUUAGGCUUCAAAACCCCCAGAGAGGCUAUUGAAGGCACUUACGUUGAUAAGAAAUGCCCUUUUACUGGCAACGUGUCCAUCCGAGGCCGUAUUCUGUCUGGUGUGGUGAUGAAGAUGAAGAUGCAGAGGACCAUUGUCAUCAGACGUGACUACCUGCAUUACAUCCGCAAGUACAACCGCUUUGAGAAGAGGCACAAGAACAUGUCUGUCCACCUCUCUCCCUGCUUCAGGGAUGUGACUGUGGGUGACAUUGUCACUGUUGGAGAGUGCAGACCCCUCAGCAAGACCGUGAGGUUCAACGUACUGAAGGUCACCAAAGCAGCAGGAGCCAAGAAACAAUUCCAGAAGUUUUAAAGCUGUUCUCUGAACAUUUUCUGGGUUCUGUUGUAUUGCCAUGACAUGCAAGUGAAAUAAAUCUGUUCUUUA